Miscanthus lutarioriparius is the source of this 345-nucleotide messenger RNA. The record is from the annotation of a GenBank genome assembly. Lineage: Eukaryota; Viridiplantae; Streptophyta; Magnoliopsida; Poales; Poaceae.
AUGCAGAUCCUCCGGCGGAAGGUUCUGGAGGCUUCCCGCCGCCUCCCUCUCUUCCACACCGCGCACCGCGGCCGGGCCCAUGCGGUGGCCACGCUCGCGGGCGCCGCCGCGCGGUGGGCCCCGCCCGCCGCCUCGGGCUCGCUUGCCGUUGCUCCGUGGGCUGCCACACAGCGCCGCGGCGCCAAGAUGCUCGGCUCCGACGUACGUGAAACUUGGAAAUGUAAUACAAAGAAGAGGUGUGAACUUACAUCUCUUGUGUUUUACUUUUUCUUUCAAGUAUCAUUGACUGUUACUUACUCGUCCCUUUGGCCAACCUUAAAAUUCAAGGUCGCAUUUAUCAGGUAA